Molecule: messenger RNA, 2160 nt
Organism: Leptidea sinapis
Lineage: Eukaryota; Metazoa; Arthropoda; Insecta; Lepidoptera; Pieridae
Gene: NGR-A5
Product: orexin/Hypocretin receptor type 1-like
Exons: 8
Coding region: 261-1919 (552 amino acids)
Biological process (GO): feeding behavior; G protein-coupled receptor signaling pathway
Cellular component (GO): membrane
Molecular function (GO): orexin receptor activity
Source: RefSeq, a predicted model, not a curated record
UCGUGCACGCUGGCCGUCUACGAACUUCGCGGAGGUUUCAAGUUUUAAAAAUAAACUUUUAGUUUCAGUGUUCGAUUUUUUUUUACAUUAGGUGUACCUAAUGUAAUAGCAGUUUGUUUUUGUGUGAUAUUUAAUUUUGAAAUUAAAGUUUUCAGUUUGAUUUUUGAAGAUAAAGUUUUCAGUUUUUGAUGGUGUUCGAAAAAAUCUUCAAUAGAAUUUGUUUGGAAGACUUAAGGCAUUGAAAAUGUAAAAACAACAAAAUGACUCACAGAUUUGCAAGAAUCGUUACUAUUUUAAUUUUAAGUCAUUGUUUUAAGGCGCAAAGAAAUGAAACGAUUAUAAAAGAUAUAGAUAGUUUAACAGAAAUUGUAGUUGAUAGUGUUAUUAAUGACACGAGUUUAAUAAGACUAGAAGAUAUUAGUUAUAUAAGAAAGAGAAAUGUAAAUACAAGUAAUUUUCUUAAUGAAGCAAAAAGUACUCAACGCGAUGAAAGCCUUAAGGACACUACAGCCAACGUAAAUGAAGAUAUAUUUACACAUAAUGAGGAGACAACAGAAUAUUAUGAUCCUUCCAAUUAUACUGAAGAGCCCUGUGUUGGUGAUCCUGAAUUUUGUAAUAUGACAAGAGAAGAUUACUUUGAAAUGUUAAAUGAUUAUAUCUAUCCACAGCCUUACGAAUGGGUAUUAAUAGUAACACAUGCAAUAGUGUUUGUGAUUGGUUUAAUAGGCAAUGCCUUAGUGUGUGUAGCUGUAUAUAGGAACCACUCCAUGCGAACAGUGACUAACUAUUUUAUAGUGAACCUAGCAGUGGCAGACUUCAUGGUGAUUUUAAUCUGUUUGCCGCCCACAGUGCUUUGGGAUGUGACCGAGACAUGGUUCUUUGGGACAGCUAUGUGCAGAAUUGUGCUGUACUUUCAGUCAGUGUCCGUGACGGUGUCAGUUCUCACACUCACCUUCAUCUCAGUGGAUCGCUGGUACGCAAUCUGCUUCCCGCUGAAGUUCAAAUCUACCACCAGUCGAGCGAAGACAGCCAUACUUAUAAUAUGGGUGUUGUCACUACUGUUCAAUGUCCCAGAAUUCGUUGUUCUACAAGUCCAAAGAAGAAUGCAACUGCGAUUCGACGCUCAAUACUUCAUGCAGUGCACAUCUACAUGGUCUGACGAGAGUGAUCUCAAGUGGCAUAUCAUAAAGGCACUUUUUCUCUAUACGUUCCCGCUUUUCCUGAUGAUGAUCGCUUACUGUCAGAUCGUGAGAGUACUGUGGCGGUCGGACAACAUUCCCGGACACACCGAGUCCCACACGCUAUAUCCUUCAGGAGGCACCUCUAAUUGGUUGGCAGCCAACAGACGUACAACUCCGUCAAUUCACACGAACGCAUCCACUGAAGGACAACUACGGUCCAGACGGAAGGCAGCCAAGAUGCUGGUCGCUGUCGUCAUCAUGUUCGCUGUCUGCUACUUUCCUGUGCAUCUACUGUCAGUUCUGAGGGUUGCCUACGAUGUGCAGCAGAGUGACAUAAUGACGUGUAUCGCGUUGAUAUCUCACGUCAUGUGUUACGCCAACUCAGCUGUCAACCCGCUGAUAUACAACUUCAUGAGUGGAAAAUUUAGACGGGAAUUUCAUCGUUCAUACUUCAAAUGCUUAUGCUGUUGUCACGGCAAUCUGCCCGAACAGAAUGGCACUUUUGCUCCCAUUGGCAGCUCCAGAACAAAUACCACCAGGACUAUUGUAAGAAGGAAUGAUUCCUGCGCCAGUUACAGGCUUACUCACCUAUCUCCGUCAAACCACAACAGCAGACAUCGGGAUAUCAGAAGUACUAAUACCUCUUUUAUUGAGAAUGGCAACCGAAGGAUGAAAGUAAGAGAUGAUUCUAUAAGUGAAUCAACUAGGUUUACAACAGCUACUGAUGUAAGAGAUUGACGUUUAGAUGACAAGAGGAUUCUUGGAAGAAGAGAUGAUAGAUGUGAAUGUUUUAGAGACAGUAGGAGAAGCGUAAAGUUUGAAAGAGAUGCUGAUGAACGAUAUAGUGAUACGUACGCAGAUUACCGUGAUGAUAAGGAGUUUGGUGAUUACGAUAAAAACGGGUAUAAGUUUAAGUUCAAUCGUAGUUUAAAUAAUCAAGUUAAGAAUAAAAGAAAUAAUGUAUUUUAAAAUGUUAAUU